Nilaparvata lugens (brown planthopper) is the source of this 2110-nucleotide messenger RNA. Its product is annotated as regucalcin. The record is from RefSeq and is a predicted model, not a curated record. Lineage: Eukaryota; Metazoa; Arthropoda; Insecta; Hemiptera; Delphacidae. The coding region runs from base 176 to 1195 and encodes 339 amino acids. Gene Ontology annotation, biological process: L-ascorbic acid biosynthetic process. The transcript has 6 exons. Gene Ontology annotation, molecular function: calcium ion binding; gluconolactonase activity.
AAGGUUGAGAUUAGAAGGAACUGACUUUCACCGGCAGUAGUGCGGCGGUCAAGUCCCAGUUGGUUUUCUGGUGCGGUACCGCGUGUACGCACCUCAUAGCUCUCUCUCUACUGCUUGAAGCUCUUGUGUAUUUGUUUAUUUAUUGUACCAUAUUAAUUUAUUCAGCAUCGCUAUCAUGUCGCGAAGGUUCAUCCAGAUGGCUUUUGUCUUUUUGUCACAAUUUGUUUGGUUGAACGAGAGCCUAGUGCCAUCAGUGCACGCGAGGCGACUGAAGCCGACUCUGUCGCUGGUGACUGAGCCGGUGUUGCAUGGGGAGGGGCCACACUGGGACACCCACAAACAAGUGCUGCUCUUUGUCGACAUCUCCGGGCAGGCCGUGCAUCGCGUCAACCCAGCUACCAACAAGCACUCCUUUGUCGAUCUCAAUGACACAGUAUCAUUUGUGAUUCCAAUAAGAGGCAGAACCAAUCAGUUUGUGAUUGGACUGGGAUUGAGCAUCCAAAUCCUGACAUGGGACGGCGUGAGCAGUGACUACCAACUGCAAGCGAUUGAUGCGGUUGACCAUGACAAGGAGGGCAACCGACUCAACGAUGCCAAAGCAGAUCCAUCUGGAGUCUUGUGGGCUGGCACAAUGGGCGAAGAGAGCCCGGUGGGCAUAGUGAAGCCGAAACAGGGCUCCCUGCACAGCUGGUCCAACCAGGAGUGUUCGCUGAGCAGCAGAGUGCAGGAGGUGAGUGUGUCCAACGGCCUCGCCUGGUCCAGCGACCGCAAACACCUCUACUACACCGACACCGCCACCAGGAAGGUCGACGUCUUCGACUACAAUGGCUCCACCAUCAGUAAUAGAAGAGUUGUUUUCGAUUUCGAGAAGCAUAAUAUUCCUGGAUAUCCGGAUGGUAUGACAAUUGACAAACAGGAUAACUUGUGGAUCGCCUGCUGGGGAGGAUCUAGGGUGAUUCAGGUGGAUCCUCGCCAGAACAAGCUGAAGCGUACGAUAACACUCCCAGCCGAGCGAAUAACGUCAGUGACAUUUGGUGGAGCAGCCUUGGACACACUCUAUGUGACCAGCAUGCGGCAGGGUCUGAACGCCAGUCAGCUGCUCAAGCAACCUCUGGCUGGAGCCACUUUUGCCAUCCACAAUUUACCAGUCACGGGCACCAUCAACAAUCCUGUUGACUUGCAUUGUGUCAAAUAGGAUCAAUAGUGACUCUUGAAUGUAACUGUUCCCUUUUGAAGAGUAUACAAUAAUUUUAUUGUUAACCUUUGGGGAGACUGGUUUCAACAAACGCUUGCCUGUAGGAAUACAAAACUGUAUCAGCUAUCCUGUGAUGGAUAGAUGAUAACCAAAGAGGUUCAAUCUGUACGAGUAUCGUUUGGGGAAUAUCCAGCAGAAAUUAUUUGGAGAGGCACGACUAGAGGAAAUGGUUGUUGAAUAAAAAUACUUGAAAUUGUCACAACCUCUUAUUUAUUACUAUUAUUUUUUUUAAUUACGUGAAUCUAUCAUUGGCUGUUAUUUAUUUUGGUUGUUAGAGAUUAAUUAUGGUGUGAGCAUUAAAACUAGUCUCAUCUACCACAAAAAUGAUUGUGACAAGUCAAAUAAUUUUGUUCAAUAUAUGAAUUCCUUCCACAAUAUCACUCCACUCACUAAUACAAAAUGAAUGUUAGAGAAAAUAAUCACUUAAGUGUUCAGAAAACGUUUUAAUGGAAAAAAUACUGCUGUGAUAAGAAGCUCUGUAGAAUACAGCAUGAUCAAAAUCAACGACUGAAUGUAAGCAAUAUGCCUAUGAUCACAGUUUCAAAAAACAUUUAAUAUGCAGAAUAUAUAUUUUUAAAAUAUUAUUCCAUCAUGAUCUACUCGAGAAUGAAGAUAUAAAAUACACUAUACAGAAACUCAGUUAUUGUUUUUAUAGAUGAUCGUGUUCUGAGAAGAGAAAUGUAUUUAUUUUAGAGGAAGUCAUCUGAAAUAAUAGAAUUAUGUAAGAUGGCCAUCCAACAUAGAAAAUAAUAGAAUGUGAUAUUUACUUUUACUGAAAUUUGUCAACUAUGAUAGUUUGACUCAAAACAAAGAUGUGAGAUUUUCUGUGAUUAAAGUUUGAUAAUAAUUUAUGAA